Molecule: messenger RNA, 5487 nt
Organism: Plasmodium yoelii
Lineage: Eukaryota; Apicomplexa; Aconoidasida; Haemosporida; Plasmodiidae
Product: conserved protein, unknown function
Exons: 1
Coding region: 1-5487 (1828 amino acids)
Source: RefSeq, a predicted model, not a curated record
AUGACGAAUAAAAUUCGAAAAUAUAUGGCUGUUGUUAUUAUUAUUAUAUUCCAAUUUUUUGAAAAAUAUGAUGGAAUAAAAUUAAAAAAUUUUUAUGACUACUUUAAUUUUAUACAACCAAUUAAGAUUGAAGGUUAUUCAAGAUAUCUAUUAAAUAAUAAUUUCCAAAAUGUUAAAAUAAAAAAUAAAAAUAAACGAGAUAGAAUAACGACAAUAGGUCCUAUUGAAUGGAAUCUUUCUGUCUCUGGAAAUGAUGAAAAUGGCGAAAAUGGCGAAAAUGAUGAAAAUGGCGAAAAUGGCGAAAAUGAUGAAAAUGGCGAAAAUGAUGAAAAUGGCGAAAAUGAAAAUGGUGAAAAUGAAAAUGGUGAAAAUGAAAAUGGUGAAAAUGAAAAUGGUGAAAAUGAAAAUGGUGAAAAUGAAAAUGGUGAAAAUGAUGAAAAUGGUGAGGUGGUUAGAAAUCACAGCACCGAAACAAAUCGCGACACCGAAACAUAUCACAAUGUUGGAAUAAAAAAACAAGCCAUGCAAAAAAAAGAAUUUUUAAAUGGGGAAAUAUUAAAUGAAGAAGAAAUAAAUGAGCAUAUGCGAUUUCAGCAAUGGAGCGAUAGUAUAAUUUAUUCAGGAAAAAAUAAUUUUUAUUAUGAUAUUGAAAAUAAAUGUGUAAAUACAAAAAAUUAUAAAAAAAUUAAUCAAGUUAAUACAACAUUUUAUAAAAAGGAAUUAUCUUUAAAUAACACAUCUAUAAAACUUAUCCCUUUUAACACAAAAAAAAAUGAAGAACAAAAAUUAAAUUAUGAUAUGUAUGAUAAUGACAACGAAAGCAAAAGUAAUAACGAUGUUGCAUCUAUUUAUAAAAACGAAUCGAGAGAAGUCGCUUUAAGUCAAGAUGAAAUAAAACAACUUUCAGAUAUCGAAUGCACAAAAAAAAAAAAUAAUUUUUUUCCCAAAAAAUCAUUAUAUAGUUCUAUUUAUAUUGGAAAGGACAGUUUUAAUGAUUUUAUUGAAAAGGGAAUAGAUUCAAUAAAAAUGAGUCUGAAUAAAUAUUUAAACUCUUUUUAUGAAAAUAAUUUAGAAAUAAAAUUAAAUGAUAAAAUAUAUAUCAUGUUCAUAAUAAAAUAUACAAAAAGCUAUAUAUUAGACAUAAUAUAUAAAACAUUCCAAAUAAAGCAACUUAACGAAUUAGAAAUUGAAAAUGAUAUAAAUAUAUAUCCAGAAAAAAAUAAUAUUAAUAAUAAUAAUAGUAAUAUCAAUAGUAAUAGUAAAAAACUUAUGGAUAGUGAAGUAUAUUUAGACAUGCUAUCAGAAUAUGAAGAAAUUUUAAAUAUACUAAUUGAAUUUUUUAAAAAAAUAAAUGAUAUGUUUAAAAUAAAUGAAAAUGAAUUAAUAGAAUAUUUAAAAAAUCAAAAAAAAAAAAAUAUAAUAAAUUAUUCUACUCCAUAUAUAUUAAAAACUGAUGAAGAAACAGAAAGACAUAUUAAAAAUAUGUGGACCUUUUUUAAUUGUAAUAUAUUUAAUAAUGAAUUGCCUAAUUUUGAUUUUAUUCAAUUUUAUUGGAUAGAUAGUAAAAUAAAUGAUCUAUUAAAUAUUCCAAAUAUGAAAACAUAUAAUAUAACUAAUAAAAAUUUUAUAAAUUUACCAAAUAUUUUAUUAUGUUCAGAAUUAAGAACAUCUCCUAUUUUACUAAAUUAUACAAUAUUAAAAAUUAUGUACGAAUAUUAUAAAUUAAUAUAUAUAGAUAUUUUACCAUUUAAUCAAGUUAAAAAUUAUAAAAAAAUAAAUAAAUUUGAUAUAAUAAAACAAAAAAUUAUUAAAUAUGUUCAUGGUGUAUCUGGAUUGUUAGAAAAUAUUGAUUUUUAUUUUUAUGUUCCUAAUUUAGGUGAUAUAAAUUUAAGUCCAGAUCAAUCUGCCACUUUUUUUUCUUACAUAAAAAAUAUGACACAAAAUAAAGAUACUGUUUUAUAUAAUAUGGAAUAUAAUAAAUAUAUUAAUUAUUAUGAUAAUAUUCAGAAUCCUACACAAAUACAAAAAGAUAAAAUAAUAAAUAAUGAAGAUUUCGAAAAUGAUGAUUUAGUCAUAUUAAUUUUAAAAUCAAAAAUAACUAAUGAUAUAAAUAAAGCUAUCAAAAUGGUACAAAAUUUAUAUAUAAAAAAAGAUGUAAAUUUAUUAUGGGGUGAACAUGCUUAUCCAGAAUUAAAAAAUAAUGAUCAUAAAAAUAAUAAACUUGAAAAAUUUCGUAUUCCUCUAAAUGAAUUUGCUGCAUCUCUUUUUUUAUGUGAUAUAAAUAAUUCGGUUAAAUAUUUAACACAAGGAAUAGAUAAAUUAAAAGAACUCACCGAAUUUGAUUUAACAUAUGUACAUAAUGCAUUAACAAAUUCUUGUCUUAAAUUUUUACAUGAUAGUGGUAAUGAAAAUGAAGAUGUUGAAGAGAUGUUAAAAAAAUAUGAAAAAAAUGAAAAAGUAGAAAUUACUAAUAAUAUAAUGGCAUUACAAAUGAUGAUUGUUUUAGGAGAAUUAUUUAGAAACAUAAGAAAAAUGAGAUCUAAAGAAAAAUAUGUUUUUAAAAAAGUUCUACAAACUGAUGUUUUGAUAGAUAUUUAUAAAAAUAAAAGUAUAUAUGAUGAAAAUAUAAAUAUAAACACAAUUAAUAGUGUUAUUCAAAAUAUAAAAAUUGAAUAUCCUAUUAAUCAAAAUUUAAUUUUAUUAAAUGAAUCUGAUGAUAAAUCAAACAUUACAGGGGAUGGUAAAGAAGAUGUAGCAUAUUAUUUUUUAAAUUAUUAUACAAAAAAUUUAUUUAGAUAUGAUUUGCCAAAUAACAUAAUUAUAAAAUAUACUGAUAAUAUAUACGGAUUAAGUUUUUCUGAUUUUAGUUAUGAUUAUAUAAAUAACGAUAUAGUAAUAUAUAUCAAUAACAAUGUUAAUAAUUCAUUAUUAUUAUCUAGAAUCAUUUUAGAUGAAUGUUUAAAUAUAUAUGAAAAAUAUACUACAUAUAUCCAUAAAUUUGGCAGUAAUACGGAUAGUCAAACGAUAAAGGACGCCAAAAAAAAAAAUGAGGUUAGCUUAAAGAGUGGUUCCAACUAUGGCGAUGCUGCCAAUUGUGGCGGUGCCAGCCAAACUGACAUCCCGGCAGAUGCAACAAACUAUACUGAAGAAUCGAUCGAUCCUAGUAACGUAAAUCUUGAUAAUAUAAAACAAGUACAAAAUAUUGAUAUUGAAAAAGAUCAGGAUUUAAAAAACGAGGAAAAUAUUCCUGAUGAGUUUGAUGAUGAGCAAGUAGAUAUUUUUAAUUUUUCUAAAAUAAACAAAAUUAAACAAUUUAUUCGAUUUAUUAUUGAAUAUAAUAAUUGGCCAUUUUUUAUAGACGAAUUAAUGAAUCUAGAAUAUUAUUUAAAUCAAGAUGAAAUAAAAAAAUUAGGAAAUAUAGAAGAAUAUGAUAAUAAUUUAAAUAGUUUUUAUUUGAAAUUAAAAAAUGGAAAUAUAGAUAAUAAUAGAAUCAUGGAAAUAUUAACAAAUUCAAUUAAACGUGAUGAUCCUCAAAAAAUAUGGAAUCAAAAUAAAAUUCCAAUUAAACAUAUAGCUUCUGCAAUUUAUACAAAUAAUUAUAUAAAUAUUUAUAAUGUACUUUCAAAAGGUGUUAAUAAAUUAUUAAAAAUAAAUGUUAAUGAUAUAGAUUUUAUUAUGAACAAAUGUAAAUAUGCUUGUGAAAUUGUUUAUUAUAAAAGAUUAGAAGAAAUAAAAUUACCAAACAAUAAUUUAUUAUUUACCAUGUAUAAUGAAAAUUUAAGUUGUAUUGAAUAUUUUUUUGAUAAAUUAAAAGAAAAAAUCAUUUUGAUAUCUUUAGUAAAAACUGAAAAUGUAUUUGAUACAUUAAUAAAACUAAUAUCCGAUAUAUUUCCAAACAAAACAAAUACAGACAUAGAAGUGAAUAAUAAAAAUUCGUCAAAAACAAAAGAAAAUAUUAAUGAAUGCAUCUUUUUGAAAAAAACAGGCCAUAAUAAUGGUAGUAAUAGUGGUAGUAAUAGUGGUAGUAAUAAUCGAGGUGGGUUCACCGACCCAAUAAAUAGAGAAACGGUUACAAAUAAUUUAUUUCAAUUUUUUAAUAACGAAAUAUUCCAAAAUAAAAUUAAUAAAAAUGUGCAAAUAGAAUUUGUCAAAGAUUAUAAAUUCUUAUCAAGUCAUGCAAAUUAUAUAAACACUUUUGAGCAUUCUAAAAUAUUUAUUAAUGAUAAUGUAUAUUCAAUAAAUAUUUUGUCUAAUAUAUUAUUAAAAGAAAUGUCAGAAAUUUUUUAUUUUUAUAAUAAUAAUCAAAUACAAAAUGAAAAUAAAUUAUACUUAAAAAAUAAUUUCAACAGUUUAUAUCUACCUAUCAUAUUUAAAUAUUCAAAUAAUUUUGAAAAAUAUGAAACAUCGCAAAAUUUUGAGUUUAAAGAAAAAAAAAAUACAUCCAAAAUUGAACAUAACAAUGAAAUAAAUAAUCAGAUGAUAGAUAAUCGUAAUAUGGAUGAAUUAAAAAGAGAAAGGGAUGAAUUAAAAAGAGAAAGGGAUGAAUUAAAAAGAGAAAAGGAUGAAUUAAAAAGAGAAAAGGAUGAAUUAGACAUGAAUUGUUUAAUCAAUCGAAUAGCAAAAUAUAAUCAUGAGGAAUUAUUUAAAGAAAUCAUGGAAUAUAGAAAAGACAAAUAUAAUGACAAUGUGGAAAUACAAAAAUGUCUUGAAGAAUAUUUAUACACAUAUGAAAAGGUAAAUCUUUUAAAAUAUGGCGCCCAAAAUGGGGAAGAGAAUGGUGGGGAGAGUGGCCGAGAGAAUGGCGAAAAGAGUGGUGGGGAGAGUGGCGGAAAGUACGAUGCAGGAUUCGAACCAAUGGAUAUCAAAACAAUAUAUCUAAAUUAUAUGUAUAAAUAUAUACAAUAUGUGAUAAAAAAAAAAGAACUACCAAUAUCUUUUAAUACUAUAAAUGAGGAAUGGAUUAAUUCAUUAACUGAAUUAGAAAAUCAAAAAAUUUUAUCAUAUUCAACAAAAAAUAGUAGUGAACAUUUAUAUGACUUGUUAAUAAAUAGUAAAGCUUGUUCACCAAAAAGAGCUUUAGAAAUUUUAGAAAAAAGCUUAGAAUAUUUACCUGAACAAAAUGAAAAUAAUGGAUUAACUGAAACGACAAUUUCAAAAAGUGAAGAUAAAGAUGCUAUCAAAAAUUUUGAUGAAUAUGUCUUAUGGAUAAAUAAAAAUAAAAAAAAAGAUUUUGGGUUACCACAAAAUAUUGAUUUGUUGAAUGAUUAUGAAUCAGAUAAUAUAAAAGAGGAUAUACGAGAAGUUAUAGAUCAAUAUAAUUCAAUUUAUGAUACACCCCAAAAUAAAAAUAUAGAUCCUAAUAAUGUUACUAUAGAUGAUCUAAAAGAUAUUGUAAAAAAACAUAAUAUAUCAAAAGAAGAUAUACAAGCAGCUAUUAGCCAAUUGGAUAUGCCCCCUGAUUUUGACAUUGACUCGUUAUACAAAUAA